AUGGCUAAAGAAGAUUCUUCUCCUCCGCUUCACUCGGACAAUUCAAUGUCAGGCUCACUCGAUAAGGACAUUGGCCCUCUUGGGGCCAAUACAGCAGACCACGUGGAAGUUGUCCGUACUGUUUCCAGAGUCCCAGGAAAUGCGCAUUACUAUGAGAAAGAUGGCGUACGAACAUACGGAGACGGUGAAGACCAUGACCGUGAACCACCGAUGACCAUGAAUCGAAUGAUGUCUUUGGUUGCAAUGGCUUUCUUAUGGACAGGUUCCCAGAUACCAGUAUAUCUUUUCGGUGGUAUUCCCCCAUAUAUCUACGGCGAUUUGGGGGGGUCAGACAGGUGGACUUGGUUUGUGUUAUCCAAUCUACUCGCUUUGGCAGCGGUUUGUCCAUUUGUGGGAGCUUUAUCAGAUCUAUUUGGCAGAAGGUACAUUGCCAUCUUUGGUGCUGGUUUGAUUGUCAUUGGAAUGAUUGUUUGUUCCACAACACACUCAAUGAACGUUUUCAUUGGUGGUAUGGCUAUUGCAGGCGCUGGCGCUGGCAUAAACGAAUUGACAGCACUUGCUGCAACCUCCGAACUUGCACCAACAGCAAAGCGUGGAAAAUAUGUCGCCGUUCUAAUCUUCACUAUUCUACCAUUUACCCCGUCUGUACUCUGGGGUCAGUUGAUCGCAUCGCAUUCAAGUUGGAGAUACGUGGGACUGUUCUGUGGUCUCUGGGCAUUUAUGGGGCUCGUCAUAACCGCAAUAUUUUACUUUCCACCUCCCCGAGUUAAUUCUGACGGCCUCUCACGCAAAGAGAUUAUAUCUCAAAUUGACUUUCUCGGCGGGUUCCUCUCAAUUGUUGGUCUAAUUCUUUUCGUCGCUGGUCUUCUAUGGGGUGGAUAUCAGUAUCCUUGGGCAUCUGCACAUGUGCUUGUUCCACUCAUCCUUGGUGUUGUAUUCAUCGUCGCCUUCUGUUUCUGGGAGGUCUAUGGCGCUAAACAUCCCAUGUUUCCUGCUCGACUCCGAAAAGAACCGCGUAUCUUGGCUCUCACCCUCGUCAUCACCUUUAUCUCGGGUGCAAACUUCUUCUCAGUUCUUCUUUUCUGGCCCACACAAGCUUUCAAUGUCUACGGACAUGAUCCAAUUGGUGUCGGAAUUCGAGGUCUUCCUGUUGGCUUUUCCAUUCUCGUCGGAGCAUGCGUUGUUCUUUGGCUCUUAUCUGUCUUCCGCGGAGGAAACCGUAUGCUCAUGAUUAUCUCAUCUUGCAUGAUGACCGCAGGAUGUGGUGCCCUUGCUGCUGCUGACCGCAAUAACAUCAACGCGGUAUAUGGUAUUCUCGUCGUAGCUGGCCUUGGAAUUGGUGGUAUCGUAGUUCCCGCCUCAAUCAUCACCACUAUUAUUUGUCCCGACGACUUGAUCGCCACAAUCGCAGCACUUACGCUCGCUAUUCGUGUAGUGGGUGGAGCGAUUGGUUACACAACUUAUUAUAAUGUCUUUCUGACCAAAUUCAUUCCCGAACUUUCCGUCAAAAUUGCUCUUGCUUGCUACAAGAAUGAUAUUCUUGACUUGGAAAUCAUCAGCCAUAUUGCGGAAUUGACCGGCGCAAGUCUUCUAGACGAAAUUUUGCCGCUGGUGGGCAACAAUGUUACUAUCUGGAAUGAAGUCGUGCUUGCAGGUCAAGAAGCUUAUGCUACCGCAUACCCAUGGGUAUACUACGUCAGCAUUGCUUUUGGAGCAGUUUCAAUUCUUGCAAGUAUUGGGUUGGGUGAUAUUAGUAAAUACAUGGAUGAUCACGUCGCAGUUGUCAUGCAUUAA
Botrytis deweyae is the source of this 1794-nucleotide messenger RNA. RefSeq lists its product as uncharacterized. Gene Ontology annotation, biological process: transmembrane transport. The record is from RefSeq and is a predicted model, not a curated record. The transcript has 6 exons. NCBI's taxonomy places the organism in Eukaryota, Fungi, Ascomycota, Leotiomycetes, Helotiales, Sclerotiniaceae. Gene Ontology annotation, cellular component: membrane. Gene Ontology annotation, molecular function: transmembrane transporter activity. Bases 1 to 1794 code for a protein of 597 amino acids.